Mesorhabditis belari is the source of this 729-nucleotide messenger RNA. The record is from the annotation of a GenBank genome assembly. NCBI's taxonomy places the organism in Eukaryota, Metazoa, Nematoda, Chromadorea, Rhabditida, Rhabditidae.
AUGUACGCUGGAGGGAUCUUUUACUGCACCUCGUACACUCAAAAUUAUCCGUGCAACCCAUCGUUCGCCAUCUUUCUACUCGGGCUAGGAAGCUACAUGGAGCCAGCCAUCAAUAUCUCGUUAUUCUGCCAACUUGGUAUGUCAAUGAAUCGUUACUUUGCAAUAUGCCAUGAUGGCAAAUACUUCCACAGAACGAUCAAGCUUUCCUAUCUUCAACUAAUCGUUGCAUUGCUGGCGCCCUAUGCUUUCUAUCAUGGUAUCGUUUGGUUGACAGCGCAUGCGCCGAUUGUUAGUGCUUACGUGGAAAUCUUUCUCAUCACGCUCUUCAUCUCGAUAUUGGUUUCUCUGGAUUGGAUAACUUUUUACAAACAUCAUGGUCGACAAAGUAAAAAGCGUAAGCAAGCCGAGAGGCGACUAGCGAUUCAGAUGGUUGGGAACAAUUUCCAAUUUGUUCUCCACUAUUACUUUGUCAUCUUUACAAUGAUCUUGAUUGUUCCACUAAAUUGGGCGGCUUUCCAAUUCCUAAAUAUUGUCGACAAAUUGAUCAUGAACGCGGUGGCACAGUUUUGGGGAGGAUUGUUGACAACAGUUUGCCUUUGCCGUGGUCGUGGAAACAAAGUACAACAAAGCAAACCGAUCGUCUCCUCAAUUCUUGUCGAGUCGAGAAAAUCUCAUACUCAGAUUUCUCGAGUCAGCCCAAAAACUACGUCGAUCAAUACAAAGAUUUCU